GUCAAACUGAAGAGAAAGGAAAGGUAAAGAUUUUGCACCACGCAGCUGACUGACAUAGAAGUGAGCAGUUGAUAGCCUACCAGCCCUUGAAUUUAAAGUCGUAAGUGAUUUUUCCCAUAGCGACGUAUGACCAAAAGGCGCUGCAUGACUUGUACACGUGUUGACAGAGACUUUCAAAGUUUGCAAUAAUGGGGAAGUUAACUCUAUCUGGUCUGCAAUGGAAGUAUGGCAGCGGCGAGUGGCGACACAUUUCUACUGGCCGUCUGUGACUCGCUGUAAUGGUGGACAGGAAGAAAGGAAACAUGAUGACUGUCUUGAGAAGUCCAGCCGGAGAAGUGAAGGACCAUGUCCAGGAUGAAAUCAUUCCUGUGUCCCAGAUGGAGUCCUACAGAGAUUUCAAACAGAAAUUCCGUUCUAUGUCUCAAGACUAUGAUAAUACCAAGCAUAGCCAAGAGAAGGCCCAGGAGGCCAAAGAAGCACAGUUAGCGCAAGAGAAGGCUGUCCCCUCUUCACUGCAUCAUCUGUGUUACCAAAUGCAGCAGAGGGUAAAGAAAUGCACUGUUCCUGUGUCUCCAGAGGACCAUGCCACAUUAGAGUCAGUGAUCAGUUCGGAGCUGGGCCUGAUAUGGGCCGACCUGCGCUCCACGCGUCCCGACCCCUGCCUCAGCCGCAGCGAGAACCAGCAGCUGCGGCAGCAGUCCUUCGCCGAGGUGUUGAAUCAGUGCGAGCAGCUGUACCUGAGCUACCUGCACCUGCUACACAGCAUGAGGCGACGCGCCGUUUUCACCGACUCAGCCAACCGCAGCCGACUGGCAGCACAGAUGGCAUCCGACUGCACCAACGUACUGAACGUCCACUCCAUCCGGCAAGGCAUCGCGGCGCAGAUCAAAGCCCGGCGCACGGAGAGGGCCCGUCUACGGUCCGACAGCACCAGUACCAGCGCCCCUACCAUUACCACUACCACCGCCAGUGCCAGCUCUGGAGCCUCAAGCCACAGGGCCAACAACGAGGACCGGCGCACCACGGAGCACCACCCUGACAAGAUCACCCUCAGCCUGCGCACAGGCAGGAUACGGCCACUAUCCAGGAAGCAGAGGCUGGCCGUGCUGAGGGAUCUGGCAGAGAUCAAAGAGAAGUGUGGUGACUUUGACCUGGAGACUGUAUACGAGCUCAUGCCCUACCGUCUGGACAAGCAACAGGAGUGGAGGACCAGCAAGCAACUGUCCCAAGUAUUGAUGUGCGUGCCUGUUAUAGAGCCAGUGGAGGAGCUCCCCGCAGUGCAGGCAGAGGACGAGUUCCAUGUGACUGACCAUCCCUGGAGGAGACUCAAGGGGUGUACAUCUAUGCCAGAGCUGAGUCGAGAGACGCUAUUGGAGGAGAUGGAAAUGGAGGCCCCUCCUCCUCGACCCCAUUCUCCAAUCGUGCUGCUCGCCACAAGCCAAACCGUCCAACAGAAGCAAAGACUCAGCCUGGCUGAAGACUUGCAGAGGUUACUAGAAGAUGAGCCGAUCCUAAGCAACACGGACACGGAGGAACAGGACAUUGCUCCCCUGAUCAAAGCACGCUUCCACAGGAGCACCGCCAGACUGGACAGGCUUCAGGCCACACUGCAGAGGUUGCAGGAGCGUCGUGAGCGUGUGACGGAGGCGCGGGUGGCCCUGAGGAGUCAGGAGGAGUCGCAGCCCCAGUCGGAGGUGGUGAGCGUGGAGCUCUACUCCCAACAGGAGCUGCGGCGCUCGGACCUCCCUGGCCAGACCAUUGCCCGCAUGGCCGUGUCCCGUGUCACCGACCGCCUGGAGCCCGAGAAGAUCAACAUUAACAUGUUCCCGCCUGUCUAUAACGACGUCAACAGAGAGAUUUCUGCGGCGUCGGUGGAGUGGAUGGACCGUAACCUGUUUGCCGGGGCCGAGGUGAAGGAGGUCUGCAAGGAGCUCUCCAAGGCGCUCAUCAACCGCUACCUCGGCUUUGAAGACGAUCCCCUGAUUGAGCCCUAUGAGACUCAGGCCAAGAUGAAGGUGAGGAAGAAGACACCCAGCCUCAUCAACACCUCCCUGAAGAACAGCAGGAAGAGGACUGAGGCACCUGCGGAGUAUAAGAAGCCAGCAGACGUGAACUGCCGCGCCUACUCUGCCUGGUUCCAGUGGUGGAAGUCCUACCUCUCUCUGGACGACUACCUCAGGUUCAUUACGGGCCAGGAGCUCGACUACUUGGCCGUAGUGUUCCAGCUCCAUGACCAGGAGACAAAGAAGGACACGGAGGAAGAGAAGAUGAGAGCCUUGCAGCAACAGAGGGAUGAAAAGAAAAGAGCUCGUACGAAGAAGAUGGAGGCCCUGAAGAGGAUGAAGCAGGAGUACAUCACCGGCGUCUGGAACGUCAACAGCGUCCUGCUGGGGGGGCUCUGGAAGGAGCCCGUGCUCGAAGAGGAUAACAGCCCAGAAGUGGAGGAACCGACCAUUAUAAAACAGCUGCUGAUGAAGAACACCAUGUUUCUGGAGGAGGCUGAGGAGGCGGGGCCCAUGGACGCUGACCAGCUGAAGGGCCGGCUGGAGCGCGUCUGGAGCCUGCUCUGCUUCCCUGACGCCAUGAGGCUGGACAUGGCCAUCAAAUACAGCUCACACGCAUACAGAGACCUGCUGGAGAAGGCUAUAGUGCCAUGGGAGCAGGCUGCUCAGCUGAUUCAGCAGAGGGAGGCCAUCUUGUGCAGACUGGAGAUCUUUGAGAGGGUCGCCUCAGACCCCAGCCGCUUCUUCAGCCAAGGCUACCGUGGCACUGCUGUGGCCCGCAUGGACGAGAGCCGGCAGCGGGAGGAGAUGAACUUCAAGAUGGCCGCCCUGGAGAACAGGCUGGCCAAGGUCAUCAACGAGCUCCACGACAGGUUCAAGGACACCGUCACCUACAAAGGCCGCCCGUACCACGAGAAGAUCCGCUGGGACCGCACAGAGAUGCUGUACUGGCUGCAGCAGGAGAGGAGAGUGCGCUCGCUGGAGAGGGUGGUGACGAGGACGCGGAGGUGUGGCGUCAAUCAGAACGUCCUCCCCGCCCGACUGGCCCCCCUGGAGCUUACCAAGAAGCAGAGCCAAGCGGCCGGACAGCCGCAAUGCCCCAGCCUGCCACAAGAGGGCGGCGUGGCGGCGGACAACUCCUCCGAGCUGACCACCAUGACCCCACUGUGUGGACACAAAGUCAACCUCACACAACCCACACUGCCCGCAAUGUCGGUCAGUCAGAGCCAGCUGUAUCCGCCCAUUCACCUGCAAGACCACUGAAGAUUUGCUGUAAAAUAAAGGAAUAAAUU
Engraulis encrasicolus (European anchovy) is the source of this 3295-nucleotide messenger RNA. It is a transcript of the gene ccdc87, whose product is annotated as coiled-coil domain containing 87. The transcript has 20 exons. Lineage: Eukaryota; Metazoa; Chordata; Actinopteri; Clupeiformes; Engraulidae. The coding region runs from base 279 to 3266 and encodes 995 amino acids. The record is from RefSeq and is a predicted model, not a curated record.